Notothenia coriiceps (black rockcod) is the source of this 1086-nucleotide messenger RNA. Its product is annotated as mutS protein homolog 5-like. Gene Ontology annotation, biological process: chiasma assembly; mismatch repair. NCBI's taxonomy places the organism in Eukaryota, Metazoa, Chordata, Actinopteri, Perciformes, Nototheniidae. The transcript has 11 exons. Gene Ontology annotation, molecular function: ATP-dependent DNA damage sensor activity; mismatched DNA binding; ATP binding. Gene Ontology annotation, cellular component: nucleus. The record is from RefSeq and is a predicted model, not a curated record.
AUGAGUUUGACUCCAUCUUUGAUACGGAACAUAUAGGUGGAUUUUGAAACCAGCAUAGCUGAGAACCGCUUCACGAUCAAACCUGAUGUGGACCCAGCAAUCGAUGACAAGAAGAGGAGGAUGAUGGGAUUGUCCGACUUCCUGACAGAUGUGGCCAGAAGAGAGCUGGAACAUCUGGACGCUCGCAUUCCCUCCUGCUGCGUCAUCUACAUCCCUCUGAUUGGAUUCCUGCUGUCUGUCCCUCGCCUGCCCAGCAUGGCGGAGAAGGAGGAUUUUGAGAUAGAGGGGCUUGAUUUUAUGUUCCUGUCAGAGGACCGUCUACACUACCGCAGUCAGAGAACCAAGGAGCUAGACGACCUCCUAGGAGACUUGCACUGUGACAUCAGAGACAUGGAGACGGCAGUAAUGACACAGUUGCAGAACGCAGUCCUCGAGAGGAGCGCCUCCCUUUACAAGGUUCUGGAUCUCACUGCUGAGCUGGACUGUCUGAUGGCCCUGAGCAGCGCCUCCCAGGAGUACGGCUACACCUCGCCCAAACUGUCCAGCCACAGGAAGGUCUCCAUCACACAGGGCAGACACCCGCUGUUAGAGUUGUGCUCUCCUGUGUUUGUGGCCAACUCCUUCCAGAGCUCAGAGUCACACAGCAGAGUGAAGGUCAUCACUGGCCCCAACUCAUCGGGCAAGAGCAUCUACCUCAAACAGGUUGGUCUGAUUGUGUUCAUGGCUCUGAUUGGCUCAGACGUACCCGCGAAGGAGGCGGACAUUGGUCUGCUGGAUGGGAUUUUUACCCGCAUGCAGAGCAGAGAGUCUGUGUCUGUUGGCCUCAGCACCUUCAUGAUAGACCUUAACCAGAUGGCCCAUGCAAUCAACAGCAGUACUGGCAACUCGUUAGUUCUCAUCGAUGAAUUUGGGAAAGGAACUAACACAGUGGAUGGACUGUCCUUGCUGGCUGCAUCCAUCUCUCACUGGCUGAGAAAACCUCUGGGGGAAGUUCCUCAUGUCCUGCUGGCCACUAAUUUCCACAGUUUGCUGCAGCUGGGCCUGCUUCCCUCCUCUGGCCUGCUCUCUCUUCUGUGUCUCCCCUAA